CGCUCUGCGCCCGGGAAGCUGCGCGCACCAUGGAGCCGGUGUCUCUGCAGGACUUCGCGCGCGCCCUGGACCCCGCGUCCCUCCCGCGCGUGCUGCGGGUCUGCUCCGGGGUGUACUUCGGCGGUUCCAUCUAUGAGAUCUCUGGGAAUGAGUGCUGCCUCUCCACGGGGGACCUGAUCAAGGUCACUGAGGUUCGCCUCGAGAAGGUCGUCUGUGAGAACCCAGGGACAGGCCAGACCAUGGAGCUCGCCCCCAACUUCCAGGGCAACUUCAUCCCGCUCACCGGCUCCCAGAGCUACAGAACCCUGGGGGAACUGGUCUCUGCUGUGACCCAGAGUGCCAAGAAGCUCCCCACUUACUUCAUGUCCACCCGCAGCAUCACCACCGAGGCCAGGGUGCUGCCCAGCGACCAGCCUCUGGCACUUGAGGCUGUGAACUUCAAGGCCCACUAUGCCCGCUGUGUGUUAGACAUGGGGAAUCAGCGAGUCACCCUGAAGCUGCCCCUGUCUCAGAAGGGGUGUUUCUGGGAAUGGGAGCCUGGAACCCCUCAGACCCUGCUCCAGGCCCUGCAGAAUGUGGACCUGAAAGACGUCCUCCUCACCUGUCCUACUCUGCCCUGGAACUCCCUGGCCCUGAAACCCCAGUAUGAGAUCGAAGCCAUCAUGCACAUGCGCAAGACCGUGGUCAAGAUCCCCUCCACCUUGGAGGUUGAUGUGGAAGACGUCACCGCCUCCUCUCAGGACAUCCACUUCAUUAAACCCCUGAUGCUCAGCGAGGUCCUGGCCCGGGGAGGCCCCUUUCCUCUGCCCACGGAGAUCCUGGAAGUCCCAGAGGGACCACCCAUCUUCCUCAGUCCAUGGGUGAGCUCCUUGCAGAAAGGCCAGAGGCUCUAUAUUUAUGGCCCAGCCUCACCAUCCUGGCGAGUCCUGGCCUCCACCAAGGGCCGGAAGAUACCCAGGCACUUCAUGAUCUCUGGGGCCUACCGAGGAAAGCUGAAACGGCGCCCAAGGGAGUUCCCUACAGCCUAUGACCUCCUGGGUGCUCUCCAGCCAGGCCGGCCACUCCGCGUGGUGGCCACAAAGGACUGUGAGGGAGAAGGAGUGGAGAACUCUGAGUUAAUUUCCUUGGCUGUGGGCGACAGGCUGGAGGUGCUGGGGACUAGCCUGACCUAUGGGGCUCAAAGCAAGGAGGUAGAAGUCUUGGUGUGCCAGAGGCUGAGUGACCAGGCUGGGGAGGAAGAGGAGGAAGAAUAUGAAGAGUUGGAGGACCAGGAGCGGAUUCUGUUACCCCUCUACUUCUUUGGUAGCUUUGUGGAAGAGAUGAGUGAUGGUCGGCGCUACAGCCUGGCAGAUCUGACUUCCCAGUUCACACUACCCUGCGAGGUCAAGGUGGUGGCCAAGGACACCAGCCACCCUGCUGACCCUCUGCCCUCCUUCCUGGGCCUGCGUCUGGAGGAGAAGAUCACAGAACCCUUCCUGGUGGUCAGCUUGGACUCUGAGCCUGGAGUGUGUUUUGAGAUCCCUCCCCGAUGGCUGGACCUGACUGUGGUGGAGACUGAGGGGCAGCUAUGCCAGCCGGUGGGGUCUCUCCCCACAGCCACAGUGGAAGAGCUGACAGACUCCUUCUACUAUCGCCUUCGGAAGUUACCUGCUGUUGUGAGCCAGGCCCCACCGCCCAGGCCCCCGAAGAGUUGGGACCUCAGUAAACAGAAGAAAGAGAGCAGCAAGACCAGAGAAGUCCAGUUUUCUCAAGUCUUGGAACCACAGCAACUCCCACUGCUGCCCAAACCCAAGAAGAACUCCCUGGAGGUUGCUAAGAACACCUUGCUGGAGGUGUCCAAAGACACCUCAAAUAUGUACAGCAAGAUUCCUGCCCACAAAAAGGGCCUUUGGCCCACUAAGCCCAUCAUACAGGAUCCAGAUAUGGAUGACCAUGAUUAUGAAGAAAUAUCUGAGCAUUUACAGAAAACCCUCUAAGUGCUGGAGGAGUCAUGCUUAACUGCCUCUUCUUAGGCCAUGCGAGAUACCAGCCAGCCGUUACAAGCCUCUUGAGACCCUGGACAAGGUCUCACAGAUAUCAAGCUGCAGACGAGUUUUGGUAUCCAGAGGAGCUAACUGAAUUCUACGCAAUCCUGCAGUUCCCAUGGAUUGGUAUAGGAGGCAAAGAGAAUGCCCAUCUUGGUGAUGGCAAGUUCCUCCUGCCUCUUGGCAAAGGGAGUUGAUCUUAAUCAGUGAGCCAAGAACUUUGUUACCCAGUUGUCUACCCUCCCCCACACUCCCCCACUAUUCCUUUAUAAAACUCUCACACCUCUCAGACCAGAACUGUCUUCUAUAGCUCUGUGGCACCUAGCACAUGAUAGUUGUAGUGACUAAGACUUCAUUCUGAAACCAAAGAAUAAAAAUAACAU
Erinaceus europaeus (western European hedgehog) is the source of this 2407-nucleotide messenger RNA. It is a transcript of the gene THEMIS2, whose product is annotated as thymocyte selection associated family member 2. Gene Ontology annotation, biological process: T cell receptor signaling pathway. The transcript has 6 exons. Lineage: Eukaryota; Metazoa; Chordata; Mammalia; Eulipotyphla; Erinaceidae. The record is from RefSeq and is a predicted model, not a curated record. The coding region runs from base 30 to 1976 and encodes 648 amino acids.